GUUUGUUUAUCAAAAUGAAAAAAUUGGAAUUUCUAAACUGAAAACACAAAUACCACUCUCUCUUUUUCUCUUUCUUGCCUUGCAAAAAUUGAACAAUCCCAAAUUCACUUCUAGUCUGUUACCCUUUACCAACGUCAGAUUUUCUCCAUGGCAGGAAGAGAAGUUCGGGAGUACUCAAACCUUUCAGAUCCUAAAGAUAAGAAAUUUGGUAAAGGUAAAGAUAGAAUCGACGAUGAAGAUGUUACUUUUCAACGCAUGGUUGCAAAGAUGCAAGAGGUUGCUGGAGAACGUGGAGGCUACCUUCAUGGAAGAGGCGCGUUGGAUAGUGAUGACCUUCUCUAUCUAAAGGAGCAGAUGGAAGCUGAGGAAGAUGCUGAGCGCCUUUUACGUCGCACUGAGAAACGAGCAUUUGCCGCUUUCAAAAGAGCAGUGAAUUUGGCAGAUUCUACACCUGCACCUACUCCCUUGUCCCUUCGAGUCGAGCCCAAAUCAAAGAGUGGAAUAAGGCAACAAGAUCUGCUAAAGAAAGUAGUAGAGAUUAAACCGAAGCGAUCAAAGUUGUCAAGCCCAUAUCAGGGUAAUCAGUCAAAUUCAGAUAUAAAUGAAAUUGCUACGCCAGAGCACAAGGUUGAGGAGCUAAGUGAAAAACAAAAGGAUGCUCAGUUAUUAUCAAAGGAACAAGCCCAAAAAAAAGCAGAUGAUACUGUGAAAUCAUUACUAGGUUUAGCAUAUGAAAGUUCUGAUAGUGAAGAUUGAUUUUACUGUAUCCAUCUUGGACAUCAUUAAUCUAUAGUUACUUGGCCAGUAUGCCUAUCCAAGUUGAAAAAAAAUGUAAAAACAGUUUUCUCAACUCGGAAGUUUCUCCAAUAUUCUGAAUGUUUUGUAUCUGAUGUUAUGAGUAUCGUUAUCUCUGACAUAUCAUAGCUUCGGAAUGCAAGCAGCUGCUAGUUCUUUUUGCGUA
Chenopodium quinoa (quinoa) is the source of this 961-nucleotide messenger RNA. RefSeq lists its product as uncharacterized. The record is from RefSeq and is a predicted model, not a curated record. NCBI's taxonomy places the organism in Eukaryota, Viridiplantae, Streptophyta, Magnoliopsida, Caryophyllales, Amaranthaceae. The transcript is spliced from 6 exons. The coding region runs from base 148 to 756 and encodes 202 amino acids.